AUUUCGACAAAGCCGCUUUGGUCUAUCGCGGAAGCUAGCCGUUGCGGUGAUAAAAAAAUUAACGUGCGCAAGUCUCAUAUCGAAGACAAUCAGGUAGUUUGAAUUUUAAAGCUUGACGGAUAACCCGUGAGACCUUGCACAUACGCUCAAUGUAGCUUGAACAUCGCGGUAAGCAUCGUCGCUUGAAAACGUUUUACGGUGCGUCUGAUUUUCAUUUGAUAAUAUGAGCAAAAUCACUGUCUUUAUUUUGGUGACGUGUGCGCUGUCGUUAAUUUAAUGAGACCGUGUAAAGCUUUUCCUGUUGCUGGUUCUGUUCCCCUUAGCGAUGACAAAAAUCAUCGAAUCUAUCAACUUCCAGAUAAACCGAAAGAUCCUUCACUAGAAGAUAGUCAAAAAAAGUUCAGGUGAAUAUUACUGUAUAUCGAUUAUACAUAAUAAAAUGUAUGAAAUCUAGAUUGAAAUCCUAUUGCUGUUCUUAACAUUAUUUUACUUUGUGAUAACAGUAUUAAUAUUGAAAGAUUGUCCGACUCAGCUGGAGCUCACAAUCGAUUCAGAAGCAGUAAGUUUUGGUAGAAAGUAUUUUCAGAUGUCCUGAGGGUCUAGAAUAUAAAUUUGAUGCAUACCGUUUAGUUGAGUAAUGUGUAUUUAUAAAAUAUAACUAAAGAAAUUACAUAAUAUGUUUUUCUAUUGAUUUUUCAAUAAAAACAUUACACGCUCACAAUGUCUACCACAUGUUUUACCCAUAAGUCUCAAUAUCAUUCCGAUGUAGGAGAUGAUUAGACGAUAAAAAUACCUACAAGUCAUAUUUAUUUUUAAAACUCACAUUGACUGCGCACCUUGCCAUGUUUGUGUAAUCAGUUAGUUUGUAAUAAACCAGCUAUUUGCAUUUCAAAGUUGGAUAAACAACUCGCGAGACUAACGGAAGGCUCAGUACAACUCGAACUUCGAUGUUAUAAGCAUCAUCGUUUAGGAAAGAUUUACGGUGUGUCUAAUAAUUCUUCAAUAUGAGUAAAAUUAUUGUCUUGAUUUUGGCGAUGUGUGCGCUGUCGUUAUUUUACAUAGCGAGUCCGUGCGAAGCUAGUCCAGUUGAUGGUGAUAUUUCCGUAAGCGAUGAAAAGAGUCCUCAAUCUGAUCAUAUUCUGGACGAACCCAAAGAUUCUGCGCUAGAUAAUAAUGGAACGUCCAGUGAUAUGGGAAAUAGCACUGAAAAUGGAAGAGCUUUAUUCGAUUUUCCAGAGGAAGGGAGAGAAGUAAUAGUAGGCGAUAGAAGAUGUCCUGAUGGCCAAUCGUACCAAUUUGGUUCAUGUCGCGAAGAUGAAUAGUCUGCUGUAUGUUUUUCAUGUACAUUGUGUUUUUCAAUUGAUUCCAAUAAAAAGUUUACAUAGAUCAAAAUGUC
Molecule: messenger RNA, 1396 nt
Organism: Nasonia vitripennis (jewel wasp)
Lineage: Eukaryota; Metazoa; Arthropoda; Insecta; Hymenoptera; Pteromalidae
Exons: 2
Coding region: 1005-1322 (105 amino acids)
Source: RefSeq, a predicted model, not a curated record